AGGGAAGCGAAAGCGAAAGCCUUGCGUCACAACGGAUAGAGCUAUUCAUUUUCUGUCUCUUCCGCAAGAUGUCCUCCUCAUCGCAAAACGUCCAGUCUGCGCAGCAGCAGGUUUCCGCCUGGUUUGACCCGGAGGUCAUUGCCGAAUUACGCCGGGAGUUUGACGCCGCAGAUUUGGACAAAAGUGGCAGCAUCGACGUGAAGGAAGCUUGCGUGCUUUUCGCCCGGUUUGCGGCUAAAAGUGGAGGUAGCUCGUCAGGGUCAACGUCUUCUAUUGCGGGUGGAGGAGAAUCGUACUACACGACUGCAAACUCGUCUGCAUCUCCUUCCUCGUCUUCUAGUAGCUCGAAACCUGCUGGAGGUGCUGGUGCUUCAGCAGUACAGCCAGCACCGGAGUUUUUACCCCCAGACGUGAGCUCCGAAAACUACCGGCUGGCGAUGCGGAUGCUGCAGCAGAUGAACGUGCGGGACGGAAAAAUCACGUUCGAGCAGUUUUGCUUCCGGUUCGGGCGCAAACUGCAACAGGAACGCAAUCGGCAGCGCCGGUUGAUCUUGGCACAGGACAUUCCUUUCACAUCGCUGGACCAAAGUCGAAACUCGCAGACGGAGGAGGGAAUAAGGAGAAGUAAAAGCAGUCGAGAGGACGAGGAUCGUGGAGAUGUUGAAGAUCAACAUCUCGACGUCCAAGAAGUCGUCCAGCAACCUCACCCCCUCGACACGUCGAAAGAACAGCUUGCGACCGUGAUUGAUGAGAUACUCAGAGAAGUCAACCACGCGAGAGCGCAACACUCCCUGCAGCCGAUGGCGCUCCACUACCACCUCUGCAGGGGCGCGAUCCAGCACGCCGAUGAUGUGGCCUCAGGGGCGGCGAAUUUCUCGCACGAGAACGCGGAGCACCGGAUUUUCAGCUGUGGCCACUUCGAGGGCAUCGGGGAGAACCUGGCGCGACUGGAUGGGUACGCGUUGCCGCAUGUGCCCGAGGGGUGCGUGCGGGGAUGGGAAAACUCCCCGGGGCAUUUGCGCAACAUGCUCCUCGCGGAGUUUAACGUGUGCGGCAUUGGCGUGGGGCAGCGGAAAGAAACCACAUUCAUCACAGCGCUGUUCGCGAUCGAGAGCGACGGGGCCCGGGAGGUGAACUGUAAGCAGGCGAAGACCAGAAUGGUGAACGGGAGUGUGGUUCGUGAGGCGGCAAGGGAAACGACCUUGCUGAAAAGCGCGGCGGAGGUUUUGUUGCCCUCGAGGAGCGGAGGAGUUGUGCUGUCGGGAAAUUAUUCUUCUGCAAGAACGGCAGCUGCUGUGUCUGGAUCUUCUGCAUCGUCCUCGUCUACCGGAGCACUUUCUGCCCGGGCCUCCGCGGCGCAGCAGGAACAUCAAGAACUACACGGCGGAGAAGAAGAAGGAGCUGCUGCAGAUGAUGAGCAGAGGACCUCUAAUUUGCCUGAGCUGCGAACCCGUCACCAAGCUCCUUCGAACAGCAGGAGCAACGCGACUGCUUCUAACUCUGACCAUAACACGAGGACUCCGAGAUCCUCGGGCCAGCAAGAACCGCAGCCCAACCCACCCGAUAAUGGUAAUAAUCACCAGCAGCAGCAGCAGCCCUCCUCGUCCUCGUCCCAGACGCAACGAGAGCAUCCCCAGCCGCCUCACCGCCGCGGCACGCGGCAAACGACUUACUACGAGGAUUUCCAAGAAGUUUUUCGCAACUACCACCAACCGAUCCUGUUCUUCGUGGCGUGGCUUCUGGCGUUCUCCUUUCUCCACUUUGGCGGUCACGAUUUGAGACAAGCGCCGGAACUGAUCAGGCGGGUCGAAGAAAUCUACAACUGGCUGGAGAAAUGGAUUCCGUUGGAGAGUGUAGUGGGAGCAACGGGCGGGCACGGGAUAAAUAAUCGAGGUGACCCCUCCUGCUGGAACGGCGGCUUCAACUUCGCCUUUUGCUGCACCCCGGUGGGAAGUGGAAAUCCGGAGUGCUGGGACUCGGUUUUCACAUAUCAGAGGUGUUGCGUAGCGGACGGAAAUGGCGAUCGGAGGUGACAACGAAGACCACAAAAGGCCGCAUAGGCUGGCUUUUGAGUGCAGUCAUGUCUACCUACUCUCGGACACGCAAGAACCGCCGCCGCACGGAGUGAAAGUUCGGAUCAUCAAUACAGAUGAAGCAACAUCUUCAAUGCGAAAGACAGCAGCAUGAGUCAGUGUUUCUCUACUUGCGUCCCCAGUUGUAUUAUGUGCCUCGAGAUGAAAGAACAGCUGGUCAGCUCUCGGUAAAGGAAAACGUAAAUCUAAAUUCGUAGAGGCCAUUUUCACAUGUCGUUCCUAGUCCGCCCAAGAAAUCAAAUUCGGUUUGACGGAGAGAACGCUUCUUCAAAAUCUAGUCUGUCGGUAAAAGUUGAGCCGCCACUCGUUAUUUGCCGUUGCUGUCGCGCAGAACCGAAUCUGCGUCCUCUCGGUUUGUGAUCAAAACGACGAUAUGUAACUAUCGGUAUGCCGUGCCAGAACCGGAGACAAAAACCAAAGAAUUUUCGGUGGCUCGUUCAUGCUACCAGUGACUUUUCGUCCAUUCGUCCAUGCGAUUUACACGUACGAAAUCCUACGUACGUCGACAAGCACUAGCGCAUUUCGAUUUUUUGUUUUUACCGAUGAUGUCUUGCAGUGAAAUUAUUUAAAGUAUAAACAAUAACAAAGCUUUUGCAUUCCCCACUCAACAAAACUUCAAGUGAAAUUAAAGCAUCCUAAAUUUUUUCCUCAUCGAACAAAAACACAUUCCCUGUCGUGUCUGACUCCUUUCAACUACAUUUUGUGAUACAACACGUCUUCCACGUACUUUCUUACAAAAAAAAAAAAAUGUACAAGUUAAU
Molecule: messenger RNA, 2854 nt
Organism: Amoebophrya sp. A120
Lineage: Eukaryota; Dinophyceae; Syndiniales; Amoebophryaceae
Source: the annotation of a GenBank genome assembly